Messenger RNA from Lotus japonicus, 1953 nucleotides. RefSeq lists its product as uncharacterized. The transcript is spliced from 2 exons. NCBI's taxonomy places the organism in Eukaryota, Viridiplantae, Streptophyta, Magnoliopsida, Fabales, Fabaceae. The record is from RefSeq and is a predicted model, not a curated record. The coding region runs from base 1 to 1953 and encodes 650 amino acids.
AUGAACUUCAGAUUUAUUAAAGCAUUUUGGGACAUCUUGAAAGAAGACUUCAAAAAAACUGCCGAUGAAUUCUUUGCAAAUGGCUCAUGGCCGAAGGGGUUGAAUGCGUCUUUCAUUACGUUAAUUCCUAAAUCCGAGUCUCCACAAGGUUUGAAGGAUUUUCGGCCAAUCUCAUUGGUUAAUUGUGUGUACAAGGUGAUGGCUAAAGUGCUGGCAAUCCGAAUGAAGGAAGUAAUGUCUUAUGUUAUAGAUGACUGCCAAUUUGCAUUUGUGGGCAACAAGAAUAUGUUGGACAGCGUACCUAUAGCCAAUGAAGUUAUACAUGAAGCAAAAAGGAGGAAGCAAGCGACUUUUGUGCUGAAGGUCGACUUCGAAAAAGCUUACGAUACUAUAAGCUGGCAGUUUUUAACUUACAUGUUGAGAAGAAUGAAAUUUGGAGAAAGGUGGGUGAGAUGGAUCAAAGGUUGUCUUGAAUCCUCUUGUGUUUCAGUGUUAGUAAACGGAAGCCCGACGGAAGAGUUUAGCAUGGGAAGAGGGAUUAGACAAGGGGAUCCCCUUGCCCCUUUUCUUUUCCUUGUUGUUGCUGAAGGACUUAGUGGUUUGCUUCGACAAGCGACUUUGUUAGGAAAGUUCAGCCCGUUUGAGUUUAGAUCAGAAGAGAAAAUUGAGGUAUCCCUCUUGCAAUUUGCAGAUGACACCGUUUUCUUUGGAAGAGCUACAAUGCAGAAUGUGUUCACAGUAAAGUGCAUAUUAAGAUGCUUUGAGAUGGUGUCCGAAUUGAAAGUGAACUUCUUUAAAAGUAAGGUGGCAGGGAUGCCUCAAGGAGUUGCUACUAAAUGCAAAAGUAUUCUUUUAAGAUUCUUGUGGGGUGGAGCUGAGGGGGGUAGGAAGAUAGCUUGGGUCCAGUGGGAAAAAGUCUGCAGACCAGUCAAUGAAGGGGGUCUAGGGGUGAAGGAUUGGAAUCGCUUUAAUUGGUCCCUACUAGGUAAGUGGAGAUGGAGAAUGAUGAAGGAAGAAGAUAGCUUAUGGUGUAGAAUCUUAUCAGCUAAAUAUAAUGGUAGGGUUCGACCUUCUGACUCACAAUGGUGGAAAGACAUUAAUGCUGUCUGUUUUGAUCAGGGACAUGGGUGUUGGUUCAAUAAUGCAAUUUGCAGAAGGUUGGGAGAUGGUGGUAAAGUUGCUUUCUGGAAGGAGAAUUGGUUAGGUUGUGGUGAUUUAAAAGGAAAAUUCCCAAGAAUCUUUGCUUUAUCAGACCACAAGGAUAGGCGAAUAAAGGAGAUGGGAGAAUGGAAUAAUGAUAUUUGGCAGUGGAAACUAUUGUGGAAUAGGGAUCUGCUAGAAAGAGAAGAAGAGAGGGUUCAGGAGUUAUUACAGCUGAUAAAAAACUUCUCGCCGAAAAAGGGAAUAGAGGAUCGCUGGGUGUGGACUAAGGAAGGCUCAGGGGUUUAUACAGUGAAGUCAGCAUAUGCGUUCUUGCACGGUAGUCUAUUGGAUGAGGAGAAAUUGGUUUUUAAAUGGAUCUGGAGUUGCAAAGCUCCCUCGAAUGCCUCUUCGUUUGUGUGGAGGGUGCUGAUUAAUAGAGUGCAAUCGAAAGUUGAGUUAGCAAAGAGGAAUGCUUUUCAAGGUAAUGUGGAUUUGUCUUGUGGAAUGUGUGGGGGAGAUGAGAAAUCAAGUUCCCAUUUGUUUUUUACCUGCCCAGUUGCUUGGAAGGUAUGGAUGGAUGUUUACAGGUGGUUGGGGGUAGUCCUGUCCUUUCCCAAAACUGCAGAAGAUCAGCUGAUGCUACAUGGUUCUGUGCUGCAAGGAGGAAAGAAAUCUGUCCGGGUUCUGACCUUAAUUUGGAUCUCAACAGUGGGUGCGUUGUGGGGGGCACGCAAUGGUUUUGUCUUCAAGGGCAAGGUGGUUGAUGGGGAUCGCUUAAUAGGCAACAUUCAGUACAAGGUUUGGCUAUGA